CGGGCGGCCUCAACCGGCGCCGUGACGUUUUUCCGGUAGGCCCCGUGAUGCGAUUCUGAGGAGCGGCGGUGGCGGCGGCUCUUGGCGAUGUGGGGCUCGGCCGGGACGCGGGAUGGCGACGGGCCCGGGCCCGGACUAGGCGGCUCCGGCUUCGGGGCUGCCCCCGCUGCCUGCCCCUGGGGCUGCACGCCCGGGCCCGCUGGCUGGAGCGGCGCGCCUUUCUGCCCCUGGCACCGUAUGUCCAGCUUCGGCGGCCUCCCGGUGCCGUCGCAGGGCCCCUCCCAGACUGUGAUCAAGUAUAAGACGGGGGAGCUGUGUCUGCUCUGGGACGACGGCCCCAGGGUGGAUUACUACCAGCUGCAGGAUGACGACGGCGAUGGAAAUGACGAUUACGAUGAGAACGAGUUCGACACAGAUUACGAGGACCGGGGCGAUUUCUGGGAUGUUCCUGUCGCAGAGGGGCCCGUUCCCUACAGAUACUGUGGCUUCCGGAAGUCCUUCCUGUGCUCGGAGCCGCCUCCACAGCUCCCCCGGACCUCUCCGACCGCCCUGGAUGCGCUGCUCGACCGGCUGCCCACACCCUGCCGGACCAGCCUCACGGCAGAGGAGGCCGAGAGGAACGCGCAGGAGCUGGUGGCGGAGGAGGAGAGGGCGAAGAGGAAAGCAGAGAAGAAGAAGCUGAAGAAGAAGAAACAAAAAGACAGAAAGAAGCGGGAGAAACUGGGUCAAGAGCUGAAGAACAAAGAGAACACUGACCUUAGCCCCCCGAGUUGCCCUGCGGGCACUGGGCCCCCCCCGAAUGGUGCUGAGGAGGAGGGAUGCUGCCCAAAGCCCUCUCCGUGCCCUGGGGACUCCCCAGUCCCUUCAGGGGAGCCUGGUCCAGAGGACACGGAGGUGACAGAGGAGGAGCUGGACCUGAGCUGCACCUUCGUCUGCAAAGCACGGGAGAAGGCGGGGGUCCGGCUGCCCCCCCCAGGCAGUGACCGGUCCCCUGGGACCCAGAACAUGGAGCCAAGCAGGAAGGUGCCAGAGAAGGGGAAUGGGGACCCUGAGGAGAGGCCUGUGCCCCCCCAGCCCCUCCAGCCCAGGGCCCCCAGCCCCAGCACGGUAGAGCAGAGCCUGAUGCUCGCAGGCCAUGGGAUCGCAGCGGCCCAGGUGGGCCAACACACUGAGGCUGUUUAUGCUUUCACCGUCGCCCUGGAGCUGAACCCCCAGGAACACCGGCUCCUGGGGAACCGCUCGUACUGCCUGGAGAAGCUGGGUCGAUACGAGGAGGCGCUGGCGGAUGCGGAGGCGGCGCUGGCACUGCGGCCGGGCUGGCCCAAGGGCUCUUUCCGCAAGGGCAAGGCCCUGCGGGGGCUUCAGCGCUACGCCGAGGCUGCACGCACCUUUGAGGAGCUGCUGCUGCAGGAUGGGGCCUGUGCCGAGGUAGCCACGCAGCUGGAAGCCUGCCGGGCCCUGCUGCAGCAGUGCAGCCGCCCCGGGGGUGUCCUGGUGUCCCCCUUCCUGCUCAAGGCUAAGGAGCCGCUGUUUCUCCCGGCAGCAAGAGGGGUGACCAGGAGCUGCCAGGACACAAGUGGCACCAGUGUGACGGGAGGCAGCGCUGGGAGCCCCACACGAGACCCAGAACCUGCUGUGACCAGUGGCCACCUGACACUGCCACCGAACCACCCUGCCAAGGACUGCUUCCCGCUCUGGGUGGGCAAUGUCACCUCCCACAUCAACGAGAAGGUGCUGUAUCAUGCCUUUGGCCGGUUCGGGGAGAUCCGCUCCAUGCAGUUGCUCCGAGGGCGCCACUGUGCCUUCAUUAACUUCUCCCGGAAGGCGGAGGCCGAGGAGGCCUACAGAGCCAUGCAGGGUGCCACCGUGGAGGGCAGCAAGCUGUUGCUACAACUCAAGCACCCGUCCCACGCCACCCCGGCCCCCCUGCCCCGUGCCAGGGGCAGGGGCAUCCCCAGGGGGCUACUCAGCUGACCCUGCUCUGUUGGGGGGCUGCCAGGGCCCCCCCUCACCUGCCUGUGCCUUGUCCCCCACUGCUGGGGGUGGGAAUGUCUCCCCAUUCUGCCUUG
This is a messenger RNA of Corvus hawaiiensis (hawaiian crow), 2069 nucleotides long. It is a transcript of the gene TTC31, whose product is annotated as tetratricopeptide repeat domain 31. Lineage: Eukaryota; Metazoa; Chordata; Aves; Passeriformes; Corvidae. The coding region runs from base 88 to 1974 and encodes 628 amino acids. The transcript is spliced from 15 exons. The record is from RefSeq and is a predicted model, not a curated record. Gene Ontology annotation, molecular function: RNA binding; protein binding.